Molecule: messenger RNA, 1577 nt
Organism: Bufo gargarizans (Asiatic toad)
Lineage: Eukaryota; Metazoa; Chordata; Amphibia; Anura; Bufonidae
Product: histone H3.3A
Exons: 4
Coding region: 132-542 (136 amino acids)
Cellular component (GO): nucleosome
Molecular function (GO): structural constituent of chromatin; protein heterodimerization activity; DNA binding
Source: RefSeq, a predicted model, not a curated record
GACGAAUCAGGGGGGUGACGUGGCGCAGACUAUAUAAAGCCGGGUGGCGGGCACAGGCGUACGUUAUUACUCGCCUCGUCGGUCGUGUUGUGUCAGCGCUCCACGGGAUCGUUCGUUUACUUUCCUGAACAAUGGCUCGUACAAAGCAGACUGCCCGUAAGUCUACUGGAGGAAAGGCUCCUAGGAAGCAGCUGGCCACCAAAGCUGCCAGGAAAAGUGCCCCAUCUACUGGAGGUGUUAAGAAGCCUCACAGAUACAGGCCUGGUACUGUGGCUUUGAGAGAGAUCAGAAGGUAUCAGAAGUCCACUGAGCUGCUGAUCCGCAAGCUUCCCUUCCAGCGUCUUGUGAGGGAGAUCGCCCAGGAUUUCAAGACUGACCUGAGGUUCCAGAGCGCGGCUAUUGGUGCUCUGCAGGAAGCAAGUGAGGCCUACUUGGUGGGUCUCUUUGAGGACACCAACCUGUGUGCCAUCCAUGCAAAAAGAGUAACCAUCAUGCCCAAGGACAUCCAGCUAGCAAGAAGAAUCCGUGGAGAACGUGCUUAAACUUUUUUUUUUUUUUGCGGGAAACUUGUUUUUGAUCUUAGAUUUUCUUUUUUUUACAAACUGUACAUAAGUGUGAUGUCUCUUUAUUUUAUAAAGGGUUUGUUAACUGUAGAGUAGUUGACAGUAAAUGGGUAGUACACAUUUUAUAUGACAUUCCCUUAAUCCUCAGGUUUUUCAGAAAAAUUUGUAUCUACAGCUAGUCUUCUGUGACCCUUCCCACUUCAGAGUUUGCAUGCCUUGCCUCAAAUCUCUCCAUACUUUGGUAUCUUUAAGUGUAACUCCAUUGUAAAUAAACUUUCCACUACCUCAGUGGUCUUGCCGUCUUUAGAGCGACGUAUGGGUCAAAGCAGACAUUCAUCCACUUACCAGGUCUGCAGUUUUACAGGAUGAUCCUGAUCCAAGGCACGUGACUCAUGUGGUAACAGUCAGCAUGGCAAGGUAGUUGUGUGGGUUACAGUAGAGAACAUAUUAAGGUUAGUCAACAAAUACCUGCGGUGAUUAGUCAAGUUGUCCUAGACCAGGGACCAUCAACCUUUGGCACUCCAGCUGCUGUGAAGCUACAACUCCCAGUAUGUACUUGGCUGCUCUAGUUAAGGGAGGAUUCUGGUAGUUGUAGUUUCAAAACGGCUGGCGAGCCGGGGGUUGCUGAUCCCUAGUCUAGACUGAGCCGUACAUAAUGUGAUAGAUUUCUGGGGGCAGCUUAAUGCUUAAAAUCAGUGUGUACCCAGGGUUUAUCAUACCAGCAUUUAUCUGAAGGCUUUGGGCAUUGCUAUAAAACUUGAUGUGUGUGGAUCUUGUUCUUACCAGCAGUUAGGGGUUUGGGUGAUACAGGGGGAUGAUCAGUUUCCCUAUAGACUUUAUAGGCAAACUAUGUAAUGGUACAGACUUGUCAAUAAAUGCCAGUGCGUUAAGAUCUUUAAGCUUUGUUGCUCUAUAGUUGGGAUGAGAAGUGAUCUCCUGCAGCAUGUUUUUCACUACCAUGAACCAGUGUUCUCCAGAUUUUUACUUAAAAUAAAUCCGCUUGUUAAAUCUUCA